Mugil cephalus (flathead mullet) is the source of this 5296-nucleotide messenger RNA. RefSeq names its product ST6 beta-galactosamide alpha-2,6-sialyltranferase 2a (gene st6gal2a). The record is from RefSeq and is a predicted model, not a curated record. The coding region runs from base 371 to 2014 and encodes 547 amino acids. Gene Ontology annotation, molecular function: sialyltransferase activity. The transcript is spliced from 7 exons. Lineage: Eukaryota; Metazoa; Chordata; Actinopteri; Mugiliformes; Mugilidae.
AAGGCCAGCAACAAUGUGACAGACAACACAAGCACUCGGCUCGGCGUAGUAGUGGAUGUCUUCAGUGAACGGAGAGCACAGGCGAUCCAAAUCCGGUCGCAUGCUCGCUGUGCAACAAGGCGGACAGAAACAAAAAUGAACCGCCGGAGAGCAGCAGCAGCACCAGGAGCAGAGGCAGCAGCACCAGGAGCAGCAUGCACUGAGGACAGGCACAGUAUUUAGGUCCUGUUUACCUGGUGGACACAUGGGCAGGAAGAAAUAGAGCCAUCGGUUCAGGCCCUCCAGCUGCUGACCUCUGCGCUGAGUCCUGGCCGCGGGGCUUUGUUGUUGGCGGGCCCGGCUGAACAGGCGUCGAUGUGAGUGAGAGGUAAUGAAGUCCAGUAUGAGGCAUUGGCGGAGGCUGGUGCUGGUGGGAAUGCUGGCUUGGGCUAUCCUCUUUCUCGCCCUUCUCUCUUACUUCCUGGAUGCUCGAGUUGACGAGCCCCUGACCUCUGCUGGCUCUUUGCUGUCCCAGCACCCUGACACACGUCGCCUGGCCUCCAUACAGGCCUCCCAUCAGCAGCAGCAGCAGCAGCAGCAGCAGCAGCAUACUGUCCUGGGCUCCCAACCUGAACAGGCUUUGCCGCUGACUACAAUUCAUCCCAGAGACAAGCCAGAGUUGGAGCCUUCUGCCAGUUCUGCAACCCCAGAGAGCAGCCUGGAGGCGAGCCACAGCCCAAACAGUGCUCCCUAUGCCGUGUAUGGUAGCCACGAAGCGAACCACCAGGACUACCUGGACCCGCAAAGCCUAGCCGCCUGGUCCUCUUUCGGUACCGAGAAUGUGGGUUCGGACCCCGCCGUCCGGAGUCGUGAGAGAACAUCUCAGGUCACAGAUGAACAGAAACAUGGCAGCACCACUCACUACCACGGUGGAGAGGAAGUAGAUGACGAGAGAGACAAUGAAGACGAAGACCUGGGGAACAGAAUGAGGACUACAGAAAAGAGGGACGGCGAUGACUCCUCCGACCUGGAGGAGUAUUAUUUCUCCAGGUCGGCCUCUCUGGUGCAGCGGCUGUGGAAGGGGCGGGCGUUCAUCAGCAUGCUGAAUCCCCGGCUGCAGCGCGCCAUGAAGGAGUACGUGAGGGCCAACAAGCACCACGUUUCCUACAGGGGCCGCCGCAAGACCAACCAGAGCGCCAAGGACCUGCUGUGUCAAAUAAAAGCCCAGUCCCAGCUGAGGACGGUGGACGGGUCCGAGGAGCCCUUCUCCUCGCUCGGCUGGGCUCGGCUCGUGCCGUCGUCGCCACUGGAUCAGAUGCGCGGGAAGCGGGGCCAAAGCAGCAGCUUCAAGACCUGCGCAGUGGUCACCUCUGCCGGUGCCAUCCUGCGCUCAGGACUGGGCAAAGAGAUUGACUCUCACGAUGCAGUUUUACGAUUCAACGCUGCCCCCACGGAGGGAUACGAGCAAGACGUGGGCACCAAAACCACUAUCCGCAUCAUGAACUCGCAGAUUUUGGCAAAUCCUAACUAUGGCUUCAACACGAGUUCUCUGUACAAGAAUGUAACUCUGGUGGCCUGGGACCCUGCACCGUAUGCUGUCAACUUACACAAGUGGUAUGCCGGUCCAGACUACAACCUGUUUGGUCCGUAUGUGGAGCACCGCAAGCAGCAUCCUGACCAGCCCUUCUAUAUCCUUCACCCCAGUUACAUCUGGGCUCUCUGGGAUGUGAUUCAGAGCAACACUCACGAGAACAUCCAGCCCAAUCCCCCUUCAUCUGGCUUCAUAGGCAUCCUCAUGAUGAUGGAGCUGUGCGAGCAGGUGCACGUGUACGAGUACAUUCCCUCCAUGAGGCAGACGGACCUGUGCCACUACCACGAGCGUUACUAUGACGCCGCCUGUACACUGGGUGCCUACCACCCCCUCCUUUUCGAGAAGAGCCUGAUCCAGCGGAUCAACACGGGCCCCGAGAGCGACUUGAAGAGCAGAGGCCGCGCCACUCUCCCAGGCCUGCGCACCGUCAACUGUGACAUCUGAAGAUAUGAAACCUGAACCCUCUGAGCCCGGACACACGCACACACUCUGGCCUUUUUGCCGGCCGACCAAGGGAGAGGUGCAAUAAAGCCACCACAGACGAGGAGGCUGAAGCUUACAAGUUUCAAAUUAGACCCAUGAAGAGCAUAAGCCAUAGUCCUCCAGGGAAGGAUCAACGUGGGGGUUUCUGAAAGACUGUGUCUUCAUCGAGACGGUUUACCAGACAGGUGGAGCUGAAAGACUUUUAUUUUUCCUCUGCUUUAGCUGAGCCACAUUAGCUGUGGAGCCGAGGGUAGCAACAGAUCGAUGUUUUAGACCGUUUUUUAAUAACUGGGUGUGAUUCAGUGGCGUGAAAUCUGUGUUUUUCAGUAGUACGGUGGCGGUCCACCGAUGGGAAAUGCCACUGUUUUUAACGAGGGAUGUUUUAUUUCUCUUAUUUUUAUUUUUUUUUUUUUUUUACUGGUCUAAAGGGUUGCGAACAAACCGAGAAGUCACCCACGCUGAAUGUGAAUACAGACGUACGUUCACACACUUUUACACGCGCGAAGCGGCAACGGAAGAGCGCAGGUCCCCGCGGAGACGCAGUCGAGCCGUCGCGCCGGGGCUGUACAUAUCCUCCUGCGAAAGUGGCCGUUCGUUUUUUUUUUAAAACUACUGAUGCCGUCGAGCUCGACGCCCGGGUUUGUCACUCCGUGUUCACAUUUUUCAGGAGCGCAGUUGUCGUAAAUCAAAAAAUCUAAGUAAAACGGGGCCAAAACGGAUCUUCGGAAAACAAACCGGUGCUCAGAACAGCCGUAACCCUGUGCCUAGUGGUCGACUGAACACUUUCCUCGGGUUGGUUUUGCCUUGAGACUGUUCGGAUACAUGCAGUACACACUGUGGCAGGACUGCAGUACCAUUCGGUUCAGUAGAGAGGUGUGGAGAGUUUUUCCUGAAGUGACGUGUUUCAGGGGAUUCUCAGCUCUGCCUCCGCAAUCACCAGCCCCCACCCCACUCCCCCCACCACCACCACGCCCCACCUCCCAUUUGUUGGUGGUCAGUUCACUCUUUAUUGAAUGUAAUUUUACCACUGCGUGUCGUGGCCAAAACCCUCUGCGGUACUUAUGUGCAGCUCAUCGCAGGGUUAUUUCUUUGUUACGUAACCGCAUGAUGCGCAUUCCCUUCAACUAUGUCUCAUAUUUUCCCCCGAAUCUUUUAAUAUUAGUCUGCGCCCAAUCCACAGCUUAGACUGGAGACGAUUAUAAAAGAGGAAUUCGGACCGGAAAUCUCUUUAGAUUUGCUUUGUCUCCAGGUUGGAUGAUCUUUAUGUUUACAGUGAGCCAGUGCCACAUCUGGGGAAAGCUCCGGAGGUAUGAGUUCAAUAUGGGGAAAGAAGGUUGUGUGUGUGUGUGUGUUUUAUGUUUUGUUUUUGUUGUUCUGGCUGCAGAUGCGCGGUCCGAAAACGGUUUGCCAAUAACAAAGAUUUUUUUUUUAUUAUUAUUAAGUGUUCUUUUCUACAAUAUGUGCUUGUGCCAUUGGUUGUGGUUUGGUAAAGAAGUGAAAACAUUACAAGAAUGAUACUUGGAAUAGAUGGCUCUGUUGUAGUAGUAGUAGUAAUAGUAGUAGUAGUAUAGUUGUGUGUAGAUGAUUCUGGGAUUUGACUCGGGCUGGGUAUUAUCAGAAUUGGUAUUAGUAUUACUUCAAAUGCACAGUUUCCUCCAGGAAAAAAAACUUUGAUAAUUGUACCUGGAAAAAAAGAUAAAGACAAAAUCAUCUCAUUUUUUUGGUGCCAGUUUUCAGCGUUGGUGUUUUCUACUGCAACAUUGGUAUAAUGUAAAUUGUGAUGUAGAAGUUUUCUGGAAAUUCCAAUUGAGAAAGUAUGUGAGUAUAUUAGACUAAAUAAGCCAAUGACUAAUUCAGUGAAUUACAUACAAAGGUUCUUCAUCACAUUGAUGCAAAAUUCUGUAAAACAAAUCUUGCCAUGGAAGCAUUUUAACGCACGAAAUGUUGAAGAUAGAAAUGUCGUGUUUAUAAUGUUCAGUAAAUGGUCUCACAAAACAUGCGUGUUGUAACAUAACCACAGUGUAUCGUGCUUCGAACACAUUUUCUUUAUGACGUAAAAAUAAAAAAAUACACAGCUUAAUACCCAGCCCCAGUUAUUUGACGAUUCUUAGAGCGAUGUACCCAGUACAGUCAGCAACUGUGACAGAGGAUUUAAGGUUUUUGAUGCUUAAGGAGAUUCCCUCAUUAAUUCUGAGUUGUUUUUAGCUCUGCUGUAGGUUUUACGGUUCUCUGUCGAGACAAACGACAACAUGUUCUAGUGCUUGUGAUUGUAGCACACUGAAGGUGCAAAAAAGCCCUGAACAUAUCUUACAUGUAUAUUUCUGAUUACUUUCCAAUGCACAGAGCAUGCAAAUAAGGAUCAGGGCUAAGUCUUAAACUGUCUGUGCUGUACUGUGCUGCAAGUAGUCACCAUUGUCAUUAAUGUUGUGGGAGGCGAUUGUGCCACAGGGUUUUCUUUUUCCUACGUGCUGUUUUUGCAGGUUUCUGAUGCAUGCUAGUGGAUCACAUCUAGCUGCGGCGCAGCUAUCAGCAGUCCCCUGGAAGCACUUAAUCGAGUGCAAUGCCUUCUGGCUACUUCAUCUUUGCAUCUUAAUAUUGUGCCAUAUUCCAUUUUUUAAUUAUGUCUCAGUUGGGUCGAAUAAAUGCGGGAUGAGGACUCGUAGUAAUAGCAGGACUCCUAAGGUGCUAUUGCUUCUCUCUGGGAUGAAGGUCAUCUUUAAUAGAUUUUUCUAUCUUCUUCAAGACAAUACUUGUAAUACGUACAGGGCAUUGUACUGAAACUUGACAUGAACUUUAAAGUUUGCUGUAGUAGUGAGCUGGAAAGACAUAUUUGGAGACAUUGUUGAUUACAUUUUCCCCUCACUGCUCUUUUCUCUUGAGGCCAGUUUUUCAUGUCUGGUUUUUAUUUGUUAUUGUGGGAAUUUCUGCCCCACAUUGCCUCUGACGGAUUGUUCAGCCUCUUUUUUCUUUUUUUUUUCCUUUACAUUUCCCUUCCUUCUUCUUCAGCUUCUUCCAGUAAUCCCAAAACGGGAUGAAGAGAACGAGAAGCAUCUAUGACUAAUAGUAAUAAGAGUGAAGAAUCAGUUUCACUCCCAGCAGCCUUAGGGUGUUAUUGAUUUUUAUUUGUCAGUGACUUCUCUUCUUCUUACACUUGAAUUGAUAUUUAAAUAGAGCAUUUGUAUGAUUUAAGCUGUUGUAAUUUGUCCUUUUUUACUGUGUAAAUAAAGGCGUCGUACAUGUCAA